AUGGAGAGCCAGAGAGUGUUGUCAUCCUACAGGAGGCGUUUUGGGGGCCAGGGGGCCGGCGGAGGGCGCACCGCCCUCUCCACCACCCGUUACACCCUCCACAGCAGCGCCCGCGCUCCCGCCAUGGCGCUCCAGGCCAGGUCCCUGCGCCUGUCCGGCAGGCCGAUGCUGCUGGCUGCCGGGGCCGAGCGGCUGGACUUCUCGGCCGACUCGCUGCUGAAGGCGCAGUUCCGCGAGACUCGCACCAACGAGAAGGUGGAGAUGAUGGGGCUGAACGACCGCUUCGCCAGCUACAUCGAGAAGGUGCGCUUCCUGGAGCAGCAGAACAAGAUGCUGGUGGCCGAGCUGAACCAGCUGCGGGGCAAGGAGCCCACGCGCCUGGGGGACAUCUACCAGGAGGAGCUGCGUGAACUGCGCAGGCAGGUGGACGGGCUCGGCGCAGGCAAGGCCCGCCUGGAGAUCGACAGGGACAACCUGGCUGCAGACCUGGACGAGCUCAAGCAGAAGUUGCAGGAUGAGAUGACCCUGCGCAUGGAGGCAGAGAACGGCCUGAACUCCUUCAGAGAGGACGUGGACGAGGCGGCGAUGAACCGCAUCCAGCUAGAGAGGAAGAUCGACGCCCUGCAGGAUGAGAUCAACUUCCUGAAGAAGAUCCACGAGGAAGAGCUCCGUGAGAUGCAGGAGCAGCUGAUGGCCCAGCAGGUGCAUGUCGACCUGGACAUAUCCAAGCCGGACCUGACAGCAGCGCUGAGAGACAUCCGGAUGCAGUACGAGGCCUUGGCCAGCACCAACGUGCAUGACACAGAGGAGUGGUACCGCUCAAAGUUUGCUGAUCUGGCCGAUGCAGCCAAUCGUAACGCGGAAGCCCUUCGACAAGCCAAACAAGAGGCUAAUGACUACCGGCGCCAGAUCCAGGUUCUGAACUGUGACCUGGAAGCACUCCGUGGAACUAACGAGUCUCUGGAACGGCAGCUGCGAGACAUGGAGGAUCACUUUGAACUGGAGACGAACAACCACCAGGAUAACGUGGCCCGGCUGGAGGAGGACAUCCAGACCCUGAAGGAGGAGAUGGCCCGCCACCUGCAGGAAUACCAGGACCUGCUCAACGUCAAGCUGGCCCUGGACAUCGAGAUCGCCACCUACCGCAAGCUGCUGGAGGGGGAGGAGACCCGAAUCACUGUCCCAGUGCAGAGCUUCUCCAACCUCCAGUUCAGAGAGACCAGCAUGGACACCAAGCUCUCCCCCGAGGCCCACGUGAAGAGGAGCAUCCUGGUGCGAACUGUGGAGACAAGAGAUGGGGAGAUUAUUAAGGAGUCCAUGACCGAGAGGAAGGACUUGCCCUGACUGCCUGCUCCAGAAUACAGUCAUGGCCAUCUCUCUGACACUCCCCUCUAACACCUGAUUGCUGUGGACUUCGC
This is a messenger RNA of Megalops cyprinoides (Indo-Pacific tarpon), 1418 nucleotides long. Its product is annotated as glial fibrillary acidic protein-like. Gene Ontology annotation, molecular function: structural constituent of cytoskeleton. The coding region runs from base 1 to 1344 and encodes 447 amino acids. Gene Ontology annotation, biological process: intermediate filament organization; regulation of chaperone-mediated autophagy. The transcript is spliced from 9 exons. Gene Ontology annotation, cellular component: intermediate filament; cytoplasm; cell projection. Lineage: Eukaryota; Metazoa; Chordata; Actinopteri; Elopiformes; Megalopidae. The record is from RefSeq and is a predicted model, not a curated record.